Molecule: messenger RNA, 2185 nt
Organism: Aspergillus caelatus
Lineage: Eukaryota; Fungi; Ascomycota; Eurotiomycetes; Eurotiales; Aspergillaceae
Product: phosphomannomutase
Exons: 1
Coding region: 97-1809 (570 amino acids)
Biological process (GO): carbohydrate metabolic process
Molecular function (GO): magnesium ion binding; phosphomannomutase activity
Source: RefSeq, a predicted model, not a curated record
AAGAACCCCUCCUACCUGUCAUCCCAAAGCUAAUAGCCAUAGUCCUUCAGUGAAGCAAGAAGCAAGUAAGCAAGAAACAUAGAAGGAACGAAGAAAAUGGCUUCACCUUCUGCCUCCGACGCUCUUCGCUGUCACCUCGCCUAUGAGCCGGUGCCCCUGAAAUUCGGUACCAGCGGCCGCCGUGGCAAAGUGGUUGAUCUGACACAGUUGGAAAUUUAUACUAAUGUGCUUGCUGAAAUUCGCUAUCUCCAAUCCCUGGACCAACAGGAUGGUGGUAUUAAGUCCGGGGAUGACUUCUAUUUUGCGUAUGACCUUCGGCCCAGCUCCACAAGCUAUGUUGAGGAGGGUCGCGGAGGACUCUGCCAAGCAGUAGAGCAGGCGUUGAAGGAUGGAGGCAUGCAUCCCAUCAACCUAGGUGCUAUCCCCACACCGGCUCUGACCUACUAUGCCCUGAAACAUGGUAAGGGCAGUAUUAUGGUUACCGGAAGCCACAUCCCGUUCGACCGCAAUGGGUACAAGCUCAACACAUCGAAAGGGGAGCUCCUGAAGAAGGAUGAACAGCCUAUUAAUAACAAUGUCCAAGUCACUCGCGAGGAGCUACUCUCACAGCCAUACGCUGAGUCCCUUUUCAAUCAGCAGGGCAUGCUUCGCAGCGCCCCAUCCAACCUCCCACCUGUUGCGGCUGAAGGACGAGCUGCGUAUAUCAAGCGCUACACGGAUUUCUUCCGGGGCGAAACACUAAAAGGCAAGAAGCUUCUUGUCUACCAGCACUCGGCCGUUGGCCGUGACGUCCUAGUGGAGAUCCUCGAAUUGCUUGGAGCUGAAGUCGUCACUGCCGGCCGAAGUGAUACAUUCGUACCGAUUGAUACUGAAGCCAUCGAUCAAGCCCAACUCGACACUGUUCAGAACCUCUACGACAGCACUGGACAGCAAUUCGAUGCGAUGGUUUCUACUGACGGUGACAGCGAUCGCCCUCUCAUACUAGCCCCUGAGGGAGGCAAGCUCCGCUUCUUCGGUGGUGAUCUGUUGGGCAUGACAGUCGCCGAAUUCCUGGGUGCCGACUCUGUUGUUGUGCCUAUCAGCACUAACGAUGCCAUGGAUCGUGGCUCACUUGCCAGUGUCACCGAGCCCAAGACGAAGAUUGGUAGCCCUUACGUUAUUGCUGGUAUGCAGCACUCCCUCUCCAAGGGACGCCGACGCGUCUGUGGAUGGGAAGCCAACGGUGGUUUCCUCACUGGCUCUGAUAUUGAGCGCAAUAACAAUAUCCUUACCGCACUUCCCACUCGUGAUGCUGUGUUGCCUCUGCUCUGCGCUUUGUUUGCGGCGGGCAACCGUAGCAUCACUGUACCCGAACUGUUCGCCACGCUGCCCAAGCGUUCCAGCCGUGCCGCUUUGAUUCGGAACUUCCCUCGCGCAACGAGCUUGAAGAUUAUCGACCGUUUCUCCCCACCCGAGUCCACUAUGCAGGAGGUAUCCUAUCAACCAGAUCAUGUUGUUGCCUACGACGGUAGCCGUGCUCAACUUCAGGUUACAGAGUCUGAUGCCAAGAAACUCGAGCAGAUCCGCCAAGAGCUCGAGACCGUGUUCUCCCCAGAAUAUGGUUUCUCAUCCAUUGCCCGCUUGAACUACACAGACGGAGUUAGAAUCAUCUUCGCUAGCGGCGAUGUCGCUCACUUCCGCCCCUCGGGCAACGCUGAUGAACUCCGUAUCUACGCCGUUGCUGACACGCAGGAGCGUGCCGAUGCAAUCGCUUCGCAAGGUGUUGCUGAACCCAAUGGUCUUCUCAGGAGUCUGGAGCGCACUGUUUGAGUGGCAGAUAGUUUGUCAUGGCUAGCACAUUCCUUUCUUUCGUCAGUACUCUACAGUCGGUGCGAUGACUGCAUGCCUUUGAGGCGAAGGGCAUUGCAUUUACUACCCGAUCACUGCCUAAAUACAAACAUAUUCUAAUCAACACUUCCUGAGCAAAAUGUUUUUGUAUCCUAAUUUAAUCUUAACGGCUCCCUUCCGGACGAAUGUUCCGAGUUUCACUAAGAGGCCAUUCUUCCAAGGCAAUUUGCUUACCUCUCUCCACUGCUCUUACAGCUUCACAACAAAGGGCAUUUGAUAAUCCAAUAACAGUUUAUGUAACUCAGUAAGUCUCAAUGGCGAUAAUCACACCAGAAUGUUGUCCUUGAGGUAAUCGAUA